This is a messenger RNA of Aptenodytes forsteri (emperor penguin), 5226 nucleotides long. It is a transcript of the gene SYPL1, whose product is annotated as synaptophysin like 1. The record is from RefSeq and is a predicted model, not a curated record. Gene Ontology annotation, cellular component: synaptic vesicle; synaptic vesicle membrane. Lineage: Eukaryota; Metazoa; Chordata; Aves; Sphenisciformes; Spheniscidae. The coding region runs from base 220 to 1029 and encodes 269 amino acids. The transcript has 5 exons.
CCAUCCUUUCCACAGCUUUAAAUUUGGACUACCUCCAGGAGCCCAUAGCAGCAGGCAGAUCUCAGCACCUCUCUUGCUUGUUGUACAGAAAGCUAGGGUCAAAAAUCCUCCUUGAACGGGGAGGCAAACUGUGUGAGAACACCAGACCCUGCUGCCAAUGUUUUGCAGCAGUGCAGCCCCAGGCCAGUUGAAAGACUGACACUUUGCUAUCGUUCUCACAUGUAUUCUCCAACCGGGAAGCUUCCUCAUGUAUUCCCACCCUUGGCUGGCCUCUCACGACUUAUUUACUGUAGUAACAUCUGUCACAGACCAAACUCAGACAAGGUUGCCCCCAGCCUCCAUAUCCCUGACCAGUCCUUCCUUAUCUGUCAGUAUCAAGUCCAUAGAGCACCUCACCUUGUCAACUCUUCCAUCACCUGUAUUUUUUCCAUCUUUGCUUUUGCCACAUGUGGAGGCUUUCAAGGUGAAACUACCCUUCUAGUUUCCUGCAAAGGUGUGGUAAACAAAACAGUUACAGCUGUUUUUGCUUAUCCAUUCAGGUUGAAUACUGUUGUAUUUAGUGCACCAGACCCAAAACGCUGUGGUGGUACUUGGACUGACGUCUAUCUUGUGGGCAACUUCUCCUCCUCUGCACAGUUCUUUGUUACACUUGCGGUGUUGGUGUUCCUCUACUGCAUUGCUGCCCUUGUGGUAUAUGUUGGAUAUAAGCAUGUGUAUCAGCAAAAUAGCAAGUUUCCAUUAACUGACCUGGCUAUCACUGUCAUAACAGCCUUUCUGUGGCUGGUCAGUACUUUUGUUUGGGCAAAGGCACUUGCUGACAUCAAAAUGUCCACAGGGGCCAGCAUUAUUCCGGGAAUUGAAUCUUGCAAAGCACCAGGAACAACUUGUCGUUUUGCUUCUGUGACCAGCAUGGGAACUCUGAAUGUGUCUGUGGUGUUUGGCUUGCUUAAUAUGGUUUUAUGGGGAGGAAAUAUUUGGUUUGUAUAUAAGGACAUCAACCUUCACAACCAAUCAAACAGAAUUUCUUAAAGUCCAGGAAUAUAUCCAACUCAAAGAGGAAUAUAAAAACAAGAUGAUACUUUGAAGUGCUUCCACUUUGACAUCACACUGCCAAGAGCAUGGAGCCCUUAGGAUUUAUUUCAAUAAUAAUAGAUAAUACUUCAUACAAACUUCUGGUUUGUACUAUGGUUUGACAUAAGGUCUUAGAUACUCCAAUUGAAGUGUUUGAUUAUCUUGAAAUAUAUCUUUUGAAGUUGUGCAGCUUUUUGUUACAGUUUUUGAAGAGCAAAAUGUUGAGGUUAUCUGGAUGCUGACCCUUUCAGGUUCUUGAAUUAGCCUCACAGGAGGGAUGGGUAAGAAGCAACUGCAUUUGGGUUAUUACUGCAACUUCUUUAGUUCUAACAAGCCUUGGCUGAAAAAUGAAAUGUAAAUGCAACAAGGACAUGUGAAAAUGCAGUUCAGCUUCUUCCUAUCACUGAUACCUUGCAAAAGCUUUCUGAGUAGAACUCAUAGCUCUGUUUAGAGUUGCAGCUGUCACAUGUAGGUUUCCAGAUAUUCCAUUCAGAUUACUGUAUCAAAUCUGCUGACAGGCCUGUCUGGAAGGACAUUACAUCUGUGUUUAAUAUGUUGUUACUAUUUAAUGGCUUGGGACAAUCUCUGAACAAGAAGACAGCUUAUAGUUUCACUAGAAAAUCAUUUAACAAAGAUGAGAGUGUGUAUAUGUGUGCAAUAGAUGACUUAAACACUUGAGGGGGGGGAAGUAAAGCAUGGCCCGCAACUCUUACAAAUACUGUAGAAAUCAAAGCUAAUAUAUUCCAACUGCUAGUGUCUGGGCUCCUAUGAAUUCCUUUUGAGGUGCAUGAACAAUGCUUGUGUGUGAAAGGAUAUAACUGGAGAUGUCUGAAUAGGACUGUCUUCAUUGAUGUUGUUCAUCUUAUUCAUUGGGAGCAAUAUUUGGUUCUUCUCAUGUGGACUUCUUUAUUAAGAUAUCUGACACUGUGAAUUGCUCAAUGUUUUGACAAAUCUAAGAAACAAGCUGUUCAGGUUUUUUUGGAUUUGUUUAAACUGUUUGUGAUGAAAAUAGACAUAAUAGCGUGUAUAUAACAAUCCUAAUUGUUCAGUGUGCCAGAGCUACUAGCUUUCUGAUAGUAUACUUCCAGUCCAAAGUGUAUAAUAAAAUGAGUGUUGCUGAAAGAAUGUGCCUUGAGUCCUUACUGCUCUAACAGUGAUGCAAAUGUAUUGGCCUUGUAGCUUCUGGGACAUGGCUUUAGCUAUCGCUGACCUUGCUCAUUGAAUGAGUUAUCUGUGCUACAGAAGGGUUCUUACACUGAUGCCUUGAGUUUUUUGUAGAGAGCACUAUCUGUCACUCCUGCAGACUAAAGCUGCCUGGUGCUGCCCAGCACUUCUUUCUGUCAGUCCAAAGUGGGGGCUUUUAUUACUUGUAACUGUCCAAAAUUUCACUUUUGGAAAGUGAAAAGAAAGAAUUUUCUUUUGGAAGAGGUAAGAAGUGCAAUGUUCAGGUAUCUGCUUCUAAAAGCAUGCUCUUCUGUUUCUUCCCUGUUCCUGGAUAAGGGAUUUGAAAACAAUGAGCUUCUGCUGUUUCCUGUUUAACAAUACUAGCUGUGUUACUGCCGCAAGAAGAGAGGCCUGCUUUUUCUCAGUGGUUACUCAAGUACCAAGUAUUAUCCACCUUACAAAGGCCUCUUGAGGGAAGAUAAGAGAAAAGCAGUACGUGGUUCCAACUCUUGCAUCAAAAGUGUGGCACUCAAAAUCAUAAUGUAGUCUUCUCAGGACCUUCCCUCUGUGUCCUGGACCUUCUGCAACCCAAGGGGCAAUUCUCAGCAGGAGAAGACUGGGGCGUAGGGUUUAGGAAGGACAAUAUCAUUCCUGCAUUCAGAAGUGAGAUAUGAAACCGGUUACUUCUAUUAUGGGUUAGUUUGGGGGUUUUUUUGAUAGCAACAUUGGGCUAUGGUCCAAAGAGCUGAUGAAACUGCCAAAUGGUUUUGACAAUGCAAUGUUUUUUAGCUUCACACUCAAAGGUCUUUUAAGCAGAUUGAUGUUAACGCAGUGAUUGACCCAGCCCUCUCCGCAUCCUUGCUUGGGUAGACGUUAUAUGCGAGUGGGCCCAGGCACAUGCAUUCUUCUAGUAGUCCCGUGCUGUUUGCACUUCCUUUACCAUCAAAAAAUGGAUUAUGGCUGGGUAGUCUUCUGUCAUCUCAGUGGUCUGAACCGGGUCUUGAAGCUUCACUGGAAGUAUUGAUGAUAAAAGAUGAGUGUGAUCUUUUCUUUCAUCUCUGCUAACAGGCCCUACCCAGCAGAAUUGCACUGAGCUAUAAAUGUAGUGUGAUUCUUGUGGAAAGGCUGCGUAUAUAGCAAUUACAAUGCUUUGGUGUUAGCUAACAUAGAAUACAAAGCUUCUAUUGAAAUUUAAAGUACUGAGUCAGAUAGUUGAUUAUAAAUAUAAGGAGGUGUUAUUUUGAAGUGCUUUUGUGCUAGCUGUUCUCCUUCCUCUCAAGAACCCCUGCUGACAAUGACUUUUGUGGUGUCCUUUCUGACCGCUUGCAUCAGUUCCAUGUUCCAAAUACUAACUUUAAACCUUAAAUCUUCAUUCCUCCUUGAAGUGAGUUCAUGUAUUACCUAACGCUGCCCUGAACUGACAGUUGUCACAGAGGGCUUGAUUUGUAAUGUUAUAUCUAUAUCACUAUGAAUAGUUGGGAAGAGAGGGACAGAGAAGAGUUGCAGAAAGAAAAUUACUUUGUUGUUGCACAUAGGACUCUUCCUUUCUUUUCUUUUUUUCUUUUUUUGGCAAGUCAAAACUAUUGGACCUUCUCUGUUGCUCUCUUCCUAACAGAAUUAUAGAUACCUGAGAUAAAAAGCUCUGUGCUAUUUCAUCAUGGUGAGCUAUGAUAGGAUCACUGGUACAAGGUUAUGAAAAUCAGUAUCUACAUGUUCUGGUAAUUCUAUUACUAUAUUUUAAAUUUCAAAGCUAGACUUGAAGCAAACUAUUAUUUGUCAUCUGAUCAAAGUUAGCACUGCUUUGAGCAAGAGGUUGAACCAAGUUUUUUUCAGAGGUCCCUUCUUUGUAAUGUUCGGGGGGGGGGUUUUGUGUUGUUUCUUUUUCCUAACACCUGAUGGGCCAUUGUUUGCUUUUGCCCCCUGUUUUUUUGUCUUUUAGCCAGAGGCUCUGUUUGCAUCAUUGUGCAUGCUUAUUUCAGGAUGAAAUACAUAUUUUAUAUCUAAAAUGUCCAUGAAUUUUUUUAUAUUGCCUAAGGAAAAAAACCCUGCUAACUAUAGAUUAAUAAAGUUUUUCAAUCUCAAUUCUUUGGGAUUUAAGGUUACACAUGAUGUGGCUAAAACACUUUUUAUUAACCUUAAUAUUUUUAACAAAACUAUGUUCCUGUCUAUUUAGUAUGUGCUUAUCUACCAACUGAAGCUCCAGUUCUGUGACAAACUGACUUUGUCACAAAUAGCCCUGUUGGAGUCAUUGGGAUGGCUUAGUUAUAAAACGGUAACUGUGUGUAUUUUUGAACACAUGAGAGCAGGAAUGGAUUAGAUCAGUAUAUGCCUCAUUGAUGGCUAAGCUCUAGCCGACAACUGAAACUGAGUUGGAAAGGUUAGCACACUCUGAUUGUUUCAACAAAAACUUAAAUUUCAUAUGCACUCAAAGAGGCAUUCCUGUUUUCCAUAGGGCUGAAACUUUCUCUUACACGUUUUGUAGAUGAAACAAGUGCAUCCCAUCCCCAGAGUGCUUUCCUUCAGAAGACAGGGAGACCAAAUAUGGCAUGCAGGACUAUAGCUAGUAAAAUAUAGAUCAACAGAUAUGUGUCUAUGUUUUGUAGAAAUUAAAGCUGCAUGUGCGUGUGUUCUACACAGCUAAAUGUUAACAGUGUCCUGGCUCUGCAGGCUAAGGUGAGCGUGAUGUGUAGUCAACAGCAAGCAAGUUUUUAAAAAGGAAAAAUAACCAUAUGUCCCCUUCUGGUUCAUUAGGGUAAGACUUGUUUUCCUUCGUAAGGGGGAGGGACUGAUACAGAAUACUGCUAGCUUUGAUGUCUGCUAGAGUCCUGCAGCUGAGAUGAAACAGAAAGCAUAGUGCAGCAGGAGCAAGCAGCUGCUCUCAUUUACCCUGGACAGCUGCAAAGGGCUGAGCAGCCUUUGCCUUUGAAUUGACAUCACAUUCAUGCUGGCAGCACCGAAAUACUCAGUGUCUUAUUUACUCAUAAGAGCAGA